This is a messenger RNA of Solenopsis invicta (red fire ant), 2893 nucleotides long. RefSeq lists its product as uncharacterized. Bases 1540 to 2868 code for a protein of 442 amino acids. NCBI's taxonomy places the organism in Eukaryota, Metazoa, Arthropoda, Insecta, Hymenoptera, Formicidae. The record is from RefSeq and is a predicted model, not a curated record. The transcript has a single exon.
CUUCUCAAUGUUAAUAAAGUCUUCCAGGUAUGAAGAUGUGUUUACGUAAAUAUUGUAAUUGCGUACAACUCAUAAACUAAUAGCAUUUUAAAUAAUAACCGCGAAAAGCACAAAUAUAUUUACAAUUAGUCAAAUAGUUUCAUCCGUGUAAUAGCCUUUUGCCAGGUAUAUAUUUUCAGUAUUUGAUUAUUUAUCUGUGUAGGAAUCAAGAGCGUUUAACAAUAACAAAAAUAUUUUAAAUAUCAAAAUACAGAAAUUGUCGGAGCAACAUAAACGCGAUAUGGUAAAAAAAAUUUGUUAUAUUAAUAAUGUAUACUUAUUACAUUUAUUCUAAUCCCUUGGUAAAUUUUCAUAUACGUAUUUUAAGAUAUUUCAUAAAAAACAGUGUUAUUCGACUCUUACAUAUUGCAUAAUUAAUAAAUUAGUAAUUAUUAAAUUGACAUUUAAAGAAUAUAUUUGCUAAAAAUCGUACACUAUUCGAUCAUGUAUCAUUUAUAUAUAGUUCUCGUGCACGUUGAUGAUUUGGUAUCGCACACGCUCGAUCCACGCGUUUUGCUCUAUAACAACACGCUUCGGUGAUCGCAGAUGAAUAUUAUUGUAAGAGUUGCCUAUUUGUGUAAUGUUUGAUAUUAUGCUUAGGUCGGCAUUUCUCGAUAAAUUCAGGUAGGCGUACUCGUGUUCAACAGCCGCUCGUUCGCAUGAUUUACGCGACAACAAGCGCGAAUACUUUUCUCACGUGAUUCCCGCAUGGACAUUACAAGCCCAUACGCUAUUCCCUCUCCCUUAAGGACAGAUUUGGGAACGCCGCAGCUUUUCGAUAGCUGUCGAUAACCAGAUUCGGUCGAGACUUCAUGCGAGCGAGACGCACGAGCGAUAGAGCAGUGAUUUCGCGGAAACGGUGAUAGAAAUUAAGAAACCGUGAGUGAAUAACGAACUUCUUGCCAGGAUUGCUCGAGCACAGCGAAAUACUCGCGGUUUACGUGAUUGCUCCGACGGAAACAUAAAGCAGGCAUAGCAGGAUUGAAAGAAUUUUGUACGCGAGGACUUAUCGUUGUUUGGAGACAGAAUCUAAGUGCAACGAGACCUCAGUGAUCCAGUGUGCACUGUCAUGUAUAAUAAAGACGACUAAGACUCAAACUUAUACCAAUUCGUCGAAAUUCAUCAAGAUCACCUGCUCCUACACUAAUCCCGCUUUCUCGCUUUCACUUUCGUACUUCGCAGACGCUCUCGCUCUCUCACAUGCAUGACUCCCGUCUUUCACACGCUCCCCCGAAAACAGUCGCACUCUCGCGGGGCGGGCAUUUCGUUUCGUCACACCAGAUAUCAAGCUAAGCUCAACUCAUUUCGCCUCGAACGCCACGCGCUCUCUCUGAGUGACACGGGCGCUCUGUUCAACGUUUUCGCUCUUGAACAUAAAAUUGUGGUCCUUCGAGCCGGAUUCGUGGUGAUUCAGUGGAGAAUUCUCGAGUGGCCUGGUCGACGGCAGGGACGAAAGACGACCGCAACCUUGCACUCUGAAGCAUCAUCGAGGACGACAACAUGAACGAACUUCUCGACCAGCAAAUAACCGCCCUUCAAACAAUAGGAAGGUCGCUAUCUAACUUCAAGAAGAUAGGAAAAAACAACUACACGCCGGCCAUGAUCCGACAGCGGAUGACAACGCUAAAGGACACUUGGGCGACAUGCCUCGCCAGGCAUGCCCGAUUGCUACAAACCGUCCCGGAAAAAAACCGAGCCACCCUAACUUACUUCAGGGAAUUGCAGCUCGAGCUAAACCAGGAGGUCUACGAAACAACGCUCGAUUACAUGGCCACCUGCCUCGAGGAACUGGAGCCUCCCGUACCAGCAUCAUCGUCAUCAUUACAUUCGAUAAGUACAUUCGAAAAAGCGUCCUUUUCCUUGAAUCAUCUUCCUCCGAUCAGGCUUCCCCCGUUUUCCGGGAAUCUUGAUGAAUGGGAGAAUUUCCGAGAUCGAUUCACGUCUCUCAUCAUACAGAACAAUGAAAUCACUGCAUUCUCAAGGAUGCAUUUUCUUGCAUCCAGUCUUAGCGGUCGUGCGCUUGACACGAUAAAGUCAAUUCAAGUCACCGCGGCUAACUUUGAAAUAGCGUGGAAAACGCUGGUGUCACGCUACGAUAAUACGCGACGGCUCGUCGAAGUACACGCAUCCGCGCUCUUCAACCUUCCGCCGUUUGGUCGCGAGUCCGCGCUCGAAUUGAACGAACUUCGUGACAGAGCCAAUCGGUCAAUCGUGUCACUGAGAAACUUGAAUCGAUCUAAUGACGAGAGACUCAGCGACUUGCUGGUGUACAGCGUGACUCAACGACUCGAUCACGCAACACGGAAGGCGUGGAGGCUUAAAACGGGCGACGACGCGAGCGUUCCAACAUACGAAGCCCUUGACAAGUUUCUUGAGACGCGUGUUCGCGCUCUUGAGGAAUUGGUCCCUCAAAGUUCUUCGAAGCACGCCCGUGCAGCCAGAGUAUCGAGCGCGUCUGCAACCGCUUCGAGUCCAGCGUGCCCCCUCUGUGCCGCGUCUCAUUUCAUUAAUCGGUGUCCGCAAUUUUUAAAGAAGACGCCGACUCAAAGAAUGGAAGUCAUUAAACAAGCAAACAGAUGCCUCAACUGCUUGAGUUACAAACACGCUGCUCAAGCGUGUCCAAGCCGAUAUUCAUGCCGUACAUGCCAAAAUAGACAUCAUUCCAUGCUUCACAAUGACUCGGCCUCUUCUUCCUCAAAUGCGACGAGUUUAAGUUUAACGACCACCUCAGAUAUCUCCGCCGAAAAUAAAAACAACGAUCACCGCUCUAUGCUCAACCCUGCUGUUCGCUGCGCGAAAGCGCGUAUUGCUCGCGACCGUGCGCGUUAAUGUAAUAUCUCCGGCGAAUCGCAAG